GGUGGCGGCCCAAGGUUCUUACCACCAAUGCAGGAAGAUUCGGAGCCCUCGGAAGCGACUACCACUGCGCCUGCCUCGAUGGCAUUCAACGGAGGCUACGGAAGCCACGGCGGGCCAGAUCUUGGCCCAGUGUUCAGUCUAACACGAAGAGUUGUAAUUGGUCCGGCGAGAUCAAGAGGGGGGAUCGAGAUCGAGUGGCAUGUAGGUCGCAACGCCGGUUCUACGGGAGCCUCAGUGGCAGUGGGACCACCGGGAGUAUAUCUUGGCUCAGUGUUACACCGAGACCAAGGGGGAUCGAGAUGGCCACCGUCACCGAUGCUAGAUCUUGGCCCAGUGUUCAGUCUAACACGCAGAGUUGUACUAAAUCCGCCGAGAUCAAGGGGGAUCGAGAUCGAGUGGCAUGUAGGUCGCAACGCCGGUGCUACGGGAGCCUCAGUGGCGGUGGGAGCACCGGGGCUAGAUCAUGGUCCAGUGUUCAACACCGACACCAAGGGGGAUCGAGAUGGAGAGGCAUGUUGGUCCGUCGUAGCCGGACUGUUUUAACGACUAUGGAGGCGGUUCUCA
Messenger RNA from Olea europaea var. sylvestris, 564 nucleotides. RefSeq lists its product as uncharacterized. The coding region runs from base 28 to 543 and encodes 171 amino acids. The transcript has 2 exons. The record is from RefSeq and is a predicted model, not a curated record. Lineage: Eukaryota; Viridiplantae; Streptophyta; Magnoliopsida; Lamiales; Oleaceae.